Messenger RNA from Trichosurus vulpecula (common brushtail), 1569 nucleotides. It is a transcript of the gene IRX6, whose product is annotated as iroquois homeobox 6. Gene Ontology annotation, molecular function: RNA polymerase II cis-regulatory region sequence-specific DNA binding; DNA-binding transcription factor activity, RNA polymerase II-specific. Gene Ontology annotation, cellular component: nucleus. The transcript has 6 exons. The record is from RefSeq and is a predicted model, not a curated record. Gene Ontology annotation, biological process: cell development; regulation of transcription by RNA polymerase II; neuron differentiation. Bases 1 to 1569 code for a protein of 522 amino acids. Lineage: Eukaryota; Metazoa; Chordata; Mammalia; Diprotodontia; Phalangeridae.
AUGUCUUUCUCUCAGUUUGGAUACCCGUAUACCAGUGCUUCUCAGUUUUUGGUGCCAGCCAACCCCAGCACCACUUGCUGUGAAUCGGCGCCUCGCCCAGCCCCAGUCCCGGAUGGGUCCACCGGCUCGACCCAGGCCUCCGCCCUCUGCUGCCAGCCUUACGAGAACCGACUCCUGGGCAGUGCGCGCCCAGAGCUCGGCACAGCCCUAGGAGUUUACGGCUCCCCUUACGCAGCAGCGGCUGCGGCUGCUGCCGCAGCUUCUUCUCAUGGCUACUCCAGCUACCUGCCCUACAGCCCAGAGCCUCAGGCUCUCUACAACGUGCUGAACCCUCAAUAUGAACUCAAAGAAACCACUGGCAGCUUCCCACCUGGACUGGCACAGCCUGGAGCUUACUACCCCUAUGAACCUUCUCUGGGGCAGUAUCAGUAUGAGAGGUACAGUUCUGUGGACUUCAGUGGCUCAGCCAGGCGAAAGAAUGCCACCAGAGAGACUACCAGUACUCUGAAGGCCUGGUUGUAUGAGCAUCGCAAGAAUCCGUACCCCACCAAGGGUGAGAAGAUCAUGUUAGCUAUCAUUACCAAGAUGACCCUCACCCAGGUCUCUACCUGGUUUGCCAAUGCUCGGAGGCGCCUCAAGAAGGAGAACAAGAUGACCUGGUCUCCCAAGAACAAGGCAGGGGAAGAGAAAAAGGAGGAGAGGAGGGGAGAAGACAACUAUGGAGUAAAUGAAGGCCAAGAUCCAAAAGCCUACAAAGAGUCCAAGCAGCUGCGGCUAAGUGACCUGGAAGACUUAGAGGAAGAAGGUGAGGAAGAGGAGGAAGAAGAGGAAAUGGAAGACCAGGGUCUAGGGAAUACAUCGGACAAACUGGAGAGGCUACGGAAGGGUGUGAAGCUAGAGCCAGCAACCAACUGCGAGGCUUCACAGACUGAGCUUGAAAAAGAGGACCAUAACCUGAAGCAGCAUGGAACUCCACCCGAGUUCCCUUGCAAUAACCCUCCCUGCUCCCGGAGAUCAGACUUCUUGGAAGCCUGGAUGGGGCCAGCAGGCCAGAUUCACUGUGGGCCCAGUGAUAAGCCCCGGAUCUGGUCUUUGGCUCACACCGCUGGGGCCAGUGCCCUAGCAGGGGAAUCCGAGGUCCAGGCAGGGCCCCAUAGCCCUCAUCGCCAUCAGGCCCUAGGAAGACUUUCCUCUUUGGGCCAGGGCUGUGAAGCGACAGCCAUAGCUGGCAUGAGAGUCCAGACCAGCCGCUGCACGGUGUUAGAGGAGCCGCCCCUGGCAGCCAAGAUCUUUAGAAAUUCGACUUUCAACCUGCAGCAUUUGCAGCUGAACUGCGCCUCUUACCCUGGGCUGGGAGAGCCCUGCCAAUAUGCAUCCGGAGCAGAAGGCCAGGCGGGAGGAUCUCCUUGUGCUCCUUCAGACAGUGGAAGUAGCGGAAAGGAGGCGCUGGAGAGGCCCUUGUGGAAUGAAAACUCUGCUUCGCCCAUCAAGGAUUCUGUUGGCUCGGCUGCCCUGGCUGCCCCAGACACUCCUCGGGCGCUUCCCCCCGUCCCUCCUCCAGGAAACUGA